CUCACCACCCAGCGAGCUCAUCACAACCACACGCGCCUUCUCCCAGUCCCAGCUCACUCGGGCCGGCCAUGAUGAGCGGCGGCAGGAUGAACGGCCCGGCGAGCGACGACUUCCCGUUCGGGGCAAUGCAGCCGCCGCCCUACGUCGGCUUCGAGCACGCCGGCAUGGUGCAGGCCGGCGGCGGAGGAGGUGGAGGGCAGCGCCACCUGCAGGGCGCGAUGAUGUACGACAACCUGGACUUCGCGGCCGCCUUCGGCCAGUUCCAGGACGCGCCGCACCACCAGAUGCUGGGGAUGCCGCCGAACGGGAGCGGAGCAGGCGGGCUGGUCCCCAUGGCGCCGCCGCCCAUGCCCAUGCCCGGGAUGCAGCUGCAGAUGCCGCCCAUGGCCAUGCACGGCCACGGCGACGUGUACCCGACGCUGGGGAUGGUGAAGCGCGAGGGCGGCGGCGCCGGGGACGCGGGGAGGAUCGGGCUCAACCUCGGCCGCCGGACCUACUUCUCCCCGGGCGACAUGAUGGCCGUGGACCGGCUCCUGAUGCGGUCCCGCCUGGGCGGCGUGUUCGGGCUCGGGUUCGGCGGCGCCCACCACCAGCCGCCGCGCUGCCAGGCCGAGGGCUGCAAGGCCGACCUCUCCGGCGCCAAGCACUACCACCGGCGCCACAAGGUGUGCGAGUACCACGCCAAGGCGUCCCUCGUCGCCGCCAACGGCAAGCAGCAGCGCUUCUGCCAGCAAUGCAGCAGGUUCCACGUGCUCACCGAGUUCGACGAGGCCAAGAGGAGCUGCAGGAAGAGGCUGGCCGAGCACAACCGCCGCCGGAGGAAGCCGGCGAGCAGCAGCACCACGGCGACGUCAAAGGACUCGGCGCCGCCUUCCAAGAAACCCAACCCCGGUGCCAUCUCCGGCUCCUCCGCCGCCGACAACAACACUUUGAGCGCCACAAAGUCGACCAUCUCGUCGAACACGAGCGCCAUCAGUUGCCUGCAGCAGCACAACCAGAGCAAGGCGGCGGCGGCGGCGGCGAGGCCGAUGACACUCACACUGGGAGAGCCACGGGAGAAGGACGACCACCACCAGCAGCAGCUCAACAGCGCCAUGCAGCUCCACCACCACCAGCAGCAGGAGCAGCAGCACUUCAUCACCUCCCUGCUGCAGCAGAACAACAACGGCAACGGCAACAGCAACAUCCUGUCGUGCUCCUCUGUGUGCUCCAGCGGGUUGCCGUCCGCCGGGGCGGCCAACGGCGAGGUCUCCGACCAGAACAACAACAGCAACCACGGCGGCGGCAGCAACAACAAUAACAUGCAUCUGUUUGAGGUGGACUUCAUGUAGACCGAACGAUGCAGGUGAGGUUGGAGUUGGAGGUCCAUGCAUGCAUGGCGCCAUGGAGUGGUGUCCUUUAAUUAAUUUGUGUGUAGGUAAAAAAAAAAAGAAGGAGAGCAAAAAACUUCAGGGUAUAGUCCAAAGUGUCAAAGCGCUGAGAUCAGCUAGCAAAGGCUGUGCAAGCUAGCAUGCUUGGCUAACGCAUGCAUGCACAUGCCUUUCUUUCAACUUCCUUUCCUGUAGUGCUCCUGUGUAGUGCUGCAAGCAAGCAUGCCAUUUCUGUUUCAGUGUGGAAAUAAUGUUUGUGUUAGUA
Molecule: messenger RNA, 1635 nt
Organism: Hordeum vulgare subsp. vulgare (domesticated barley)
Lineage: Eukaryota; Viridiplantae; Streptophyta; Magnoliopsida; Poales; Poaceae
Product: squamosa promoter-binding-like protein 10
Exons: 3
Coding region: 69-1331 (420 amino acids)
Cellular component (GO): nucleus
Molecular function (GO): DNA binding
Source: RefSeq, a predicted model, not a curated record